UAACGUAUAGUAGUAAGUCCCAUGCAAAGGACAACACAUAACACUUCCCUUUUCCUUUUCUCUCUUUCUCUCUUUUCUCGCUUCUCAGCUUCUUUAAUGUCGGCUCUUCAAUGUCUCACUUUCCUCUUCUUGAUUCUUCUUCUUCUCCAACACACCACGUCAGCUUCCCCUCUCCCUCUCUCCCGGCGGCGGAACCAUAACAACAACAGCAGCCACAGCAACUUCGCCAAGCAUCCACGCCGUGUGGUUUUUCCGGUGAACCGGAAUAGCUGCGAUCUGUUCUCCGGCGAGUGGGUACGUGAUGAGACGUACCCGCUUUACCGGGCCAAAGAAUGCGGCGGAGGAAUGAUAGAUCCGGGAUUUGACUGCCAGACUUACGGCAGACCCGACUCUGAUUAUCUCAAGUUCCGGUGGCAACCUUUCAACUGCGACGUUCCUAGAUUCAAUGGAGUCAAGUUUUUACAAGAAAUGAGGAACAAAACAAUAAUGUUCGUUGGUGAUUCGUUGGGUAGAAACCAAUGGGAGUCGUUGAUGUGUAUGAUCUCUUCAUCAGCACCACACAUUCAUACACAUAUCAUCCAUGAAGAUCCUCUCUCUACCUUCAAGAUCCUUGAAUACAACGUUAAAGUGUCAUUCUAUAGAGCACCUUAUCUUGUAGACAUAGACAAAAUUCACGGAAAGACAACUCUUAAGCUCGAUGAAAUCUCUAUCGAUGCAUCCAAGGCUUGGCGCACGGCCGACGUUCUGCUGUUCAACACUGGUCACUGGUGGAGCCACACAGGGUCUUUACGAGGGUGGGAGCAGAUGGAGACAGGAGGGAGAUAUUACGGAGACAUGGAUAGGUUGGUGGCAUUGAGAAAAGGACUAAAAACAUGGUCUAAUUGGGUCCUGAGUUAUAUCAACUCUCCUCUCACAAGAGUUUUCUUCCUCUCCGUCUCACCCACACAUUACAAUCCAAAUGAGUGGACUUCAAGAGCAAAAGCUUCAACGAUAACUCAAGGAGCAAAAAGCUGCUACGGUCAAACGACACCGUUUAGUGGAACAAAUUACCCAACAAGCUCAUACGUAAGCCAGAAGAAAGUGAUUGACGAAGUGGUGAAUGAUAUGAAAUCUCAUGUCUCAUUGAUGGAUAUAUCUAUGCUCUCUGCUCUUCGAAUCGACGGUCAUCCUUCGAUCUAUAGUGGAGAUCUUAAUCCUUCUCUAAAGAGAAAUCCUGACCGUUCAUCUGAUUGUAGCCACUGGUGUCUUCCUGGUCUCCCAGAUACUUGGAACCAAUUGUUCUAUGCUUCGUUGUUGUUUUAAUUAAGAUUUGAUUAAUCAAGAUCAACCAAAUGUAUCUAUUGAAUUUAUAGUUUUCGUUUUUAUUGUAA
This is a messenger RNA of Eutrema salsugineum, 1370 nucleotides long. RefSeq names its product protein trichome birefringence-like 45. The transcript has 5 exons. The record is from RefSeq and is a predicted model, not a curated record. Gene Ontology annotation, molecular function: O-acetyltransferase activity. NCBI's taxonomy places the organism in Eukaryota, Viridiplantae, Streptophyta, Magnoliopsida, Brassicales, Brassicaceae. Gene Ontology annotation, cellular component: Golgi apparatus. Bases 22 to 1302 code for a protein of 426 amino acids.